AUGGAAGGCUGUUUCUUUCUAAAGAACGGCGCAUUCGCAACAGGCCUGCCCCAAGUGGUCCUAAACAUCCAUGUGGCUAUUAUUUCAGCCUCCUCACGCACAACAAUCAAUAAGACCUACAAGAACCCUUCCACAACAAAGGCUAUCCCAGAAGUGUUUUACACCUUUCCAGUCGACGAAGGCUCGACUAUCACAGGCUUCGUCUGCCAGGUUGAUACCAAAAGAGUGAGAGGCGUCGCCAUGCCACUCUCAAAGGCUUGCGAGCAGUACAAGAAAGCCAAAGCCACAGGGCAGAUAUCGAGCACAGUGUACCAGUUCCGCCGAACUGGUGAUAUCCUCCAGGUUCGUGUCGGAAACCUCCCCCCCUGGCUCCCCAUGGUCACUACGGGUCGUUAUGUCCCGGAACGGAGCUGUCACCCACACAGAGAAUCCAUGGGCAUCUUCGUGACCUCGAUCGUGGCGGACAUCAUUAUGGAGAACAGCUCAACUAUCACUUCGGUCCACUCACCCGGACACUCGAUUGAUGUACAGCUAGGAAGAACCUCUCUCAUGCCCAGGUCCACACACGAGACCUACUACGCAACGGUCAAGUAUCACGAAAACGACACCAUCGCAACCAACUUCGACUUGCACAUCAAUGCUACAAAGCAGGAUCUACCAUGCGCUUUUCUGGAAAGACACUCCACUCUGCCGAACCAGCGGGCAUUGAUGGUCUCACUCGUGCCCAAGUUCCACGUCGGAUAUCGCCCUGCGGAAAUCAUCUUCGUAAUCGACCGCAGUGAGAGCAUGAUGAACGAAAUUCCCGCCCUUCGAUGGGCAUUGGAAGCAUGCCUCAAGCUACUUCCACCGGGAGCCAACUUUAACAUUCUGUCCUUUGGGACACGCUUCAACUCGCUGUGGCAACGGAGCAAACUCUACAGUUGGACUACUCUCGAUCAAGCUCUUCGGCUCACGAGGGAUAUUGAGGCUGAUUAUGGCGGCACGGACAUCCUGCAGGCCCUCAAAAUAGCAGUUGGGAUAUCUUACAAGAAUACUCCUUGCGACAUCCUGCUUCUCACUGGUUCUCAGAUCCAGGAUCCGGGAGGCUGUAUCGAAUGGGUCAAUGAAACAAGGAAGACACAAUCUACGAGAUUCUUCACCCUUGCUAUCGGCAAUCGCGUAUCUCAAGCGCUCACUUCAGAGAUCUCUCGUGCCGGUGGUGGUUUUGCUCAGACUCUGCUCGAUCCAGAAAGAUGCGACCAAAAGAUCAUUCGUAUGAUGUCCGGCAUUUUAAUGGGACAUCUAUCCAAGACCACCUUGCAUAUCGACUCGGAGAAAAUAGAUGUGGAGGUUAGUAGCAUGAGUGAAGAUUUUGCAUGGAUUGAAGCACCCGAAUCGAUCCCGUCAGUCCAACAUACGCUUCCAGAACUUGUAGUUGCGAACACAUUGCGGGUGCCUACCAAUAUCCCGCCUCUUUUCCCGUACAUUCGAUCAACGUUCUACGUUUUGUUCUCCGAGGAAAUUGCCUCGAUCCCCAAAAAGAUCACUCUUCGCGCCAAUAGCACCUGUGGUCCUCUCGAGCUUGAGAUACCCGUUCAGGACGUUGGAGAGGGUGAAACCAUCCACCAGCUCGCCGCAAAAAAGGCAAUCUGCGAGCUCGAAGAAGGUGGCGGAUAUAUUUACUCGGCAAAGGAUCCAGACGGCAAUUUGAUCACAGUCAAGCAUGAGAGUAUGGCUGACGAGCUUGUCCAGAAAGAGUGUGAGAGACUCGGCGUUAGAUUCCAAAUCGCUGGGAAGCAUUGCUCGUUACUGGCUGUCUGCGACGCUGCUGAUGAAGAAGAUGUGGACUCUGACGGCAUUUCCAAGCUGUAUCUGGAAGACGAGGCUAUUCCGGUUGCCGACUAUGGUACUUCUACCAACUUUUAUCACCCUGCAAAGUCAUCCGCUCAGCAAUUUGCACCAGCAUCAACGCCCGCUGUUGGUGGCGGAAGCGGGGCAGAACAAGAUAUUCCUCAAUCUGGUUACGCUCCGGCCUCAAUGGCAACAUCACCUUCUCAAAAAACAGACCCCAACGACUCUCUGUCGCUGUCACCUGCGCUGUGGCGUUACAGAAUGCCACCGGAAGGGAAGGCAUAUGGGACCUUGCAAGAGAGCCCAUUCGGCUGCAUACCAGAAGGCAAUCUCUAG
Messenger RNA from Penicillium manginii, 2166 nucleotides. RefSeq names its product VIT and vWA domain-containing protein. Lineage: Eukaryota; Fungi; Ascomycota; Eurotiomycetes; Eurotiales; Aspergillaceae. The record is from RefSeq and is a predicted model, not a curated record. The transcript is spliced from 3 exons. The coding region runs from base 1 to 2166 and encodes 721 amino acids.